Verticillium nonalfalfae is the source of this 765-nucleotide messenger RNA. RefSeq lists its product as uncharacterized. The transcript has a single exon. The record is from RefSeq and is a predicted model, not a curated record. The coding region runs from base 1 to 765 and encodes 254 amino acids. NCBI's taxonomy places the organism in Eukaryota, Fungi, Ascomycota, Sordariomycetes, Glomerellales, Plectosphaerellaceae.
AUGCGCUUCUUCGCCUUGUUACAGACUCUGGUACUUCUCGGGGCAACUGCUACAGCUUAUCGACUUCAAUAUCCCGACCAAGAUUCCAAGACGGGAAAGAGAGGCCUCGAGCGCCGCGAUGGCAAAUACUUCCACGAACCCUCUGGCUCUCUCGAAUUAGGCCAUUACGAUGCCCGCUUUUUCAAACAGGCACUCGGCUACGACGAGCAUCGCAUUGUCCUCCGGAACCUUAUUCGCGCCUACCUUACCGUCUGCUCUGAAAACAAAGUCGAGACCUGGUUGGCCCAUGGGACUCUCCUCGGUUGGUGGUGGAAUGGCCAGGUCAUGCCCUGGGACUACGACUUGGAUGUUCAAAUGUCUGCGGCUACUCUCGACUGGGUCGGCGAGAACCUCAACCGUACAGAGCACUUCUACAACUGGACCGGGACGGACAACAGCCAGCAUACAAGUCGUUACCUUCUCGACAUCAAUCCCCACCACAUCGAGCGCGAUCGUGGCGAUGGCCUGAACAUCAUCGAUGCUCGUUGGAUCGACAUGGCCAACGGUGCUUUCGUCGACAUCACCGGGGUUGCGGAACGCGAACUGCCUGAAAACCCCGGCGUCUGGUCGUGCCGGAAUUCGCACAGGUACCAUACGACAGACCUGUUCCCUAUGCGGCAGACCGAAUUCGAGGGGUUGCCUGCGAUUGUUCCGUACAGUUUCGAACGCAUCCUGAUUGAGGAGUACGGCGACAGGAGCAUCGUGGCAACGGAGUGGGCAGGGUAA